Chinchilla lanigera (long-tailed chinchilla) is the source of this 877-nucleotide messenger RNA. It is a transcript of the gene Hddc3, whose product is annotated as HD domain containing 3. Bases 53 to 592 code for a protein of 179 amino acids. The record is from RefSeq and is a predicted model, not a curated record. Lineage: Eukaryota; Metazoa; Chordata; Mammalia; Rodentia; Chinchillidae. Gene Ontology annotation, molecular function: guanosine-3',5'-bis(diphosphate) 3'-diphosphatase activity. The transcript has 4 exons.
CUACAGACGCUCCUCCGACUCACCUACUACAGUCCCCUGCGCCACUCGCGCGAUGGGCUCAGAGAUCGCGCAGCUGUUGGAGGCUGCAGAUUUCGCGGCUCGAAAGCACCGACACCAGAGACGGAAGGAUCCUGAAGGGACCCCCUACAUCAACCACCCCAUCGGUGUGGCUCGGAUCCUGACCCACGAGGCAGGAAUCACUGACAUUGUGGUGUUACAGGCGGCUCUGCUCCACGACACCGUGGAAGACACAGACACCACCCUGGAUGAGGUGGAGCUGCACUUUGGCACCCAGGUGCGGCGCUUGGUGGAGGAGGUGACAGAUGACAAGACUCUGCCCAAGCUGGAGAGGAAGCGGCAGCAGGUGGAGCAAGCACCACACAGCAGCCCAGGCGCCAAGCUGGUGAAGCUGGCAGACAAGCUCUACAACCUGAGAGACCUGAACCGCUGCACUCCGGCGGGAUGGUCAGAACAUCGUGUCCAGGAGUACUUCGAGUGGGCAGCUCAGGUGGUGAAGGGGCUUCAGGGGACCAACCAGCAGCUUGAAGAAGCUCUGAAGCAGCUGUUUAAGGAGCGAGGGCUGACACUCUGAGUGGUGCCUGGAGCCACCUGGAGGCUGGGCUCCAAGCUCACCCAGGCCACUCCAGUUCGGUGCCUCCUCAGCCCCGAUGUCAAAGCUGAAAGCCACGUGCAUUGCUCUGAAGGUCUCCCACGAACUAAACUGAGCCUCGGAUGUGCGGAUCAGAUGUACCCCAUCCAUUUUGACAGUCUGGUUGCUGUUUUGCAUGGUGGGCUCUCUAGCCGCUCAGGGACUUGCCGUGUUUAAACACUGGUUUAUAAGUCAUUAUGGAAAAUAAAGCAUUUUGGGUAAAAGGUA